AUGCAUCUUGUAUGGUAGGAUCAUAAAUAGAAAGAAAGGUAUUUAAAGCAACAAAUUUAUGAAAAGGCAGGAAAUUUAUUCAGCUGAGGUGAAAAAGACAGAAAUAAUUAUGGAGAAUUUCAGAAGUACUAUUGGUCUAAGAAUUAAAGAAACUAAAGUAGUUUGGAAAGGAGAAGAUGUUUUAUUGAAAAGAGAAGAAAAAAAUGAUCAGACAGGUAUGGAUAUAUAAUCAAUAAAUGAGAUAGUAUCAGUUGUAGUAAUAACUCUUAAAAAAUCGAAAAGAUCUAAAACAGUAUAAUUAGAUUCACCCAUUCAUGA
This is a messenger RNA of Paramecium pentaurelia, 318 nucleotides long. NCBI's taxonomy places the organism in Eukaryota, Ciliophora, Oligohymenophorea, Peniculida, Parameciidae. The record is from the annotation of a GenBank genome assembly.